Molecule: messenger RNA, 1133 nt
Organism: Oncorhynchus kisutch (coho salmon)
Lineage: Eukaryota; Metazoa; Chordata; Actinopteri; Salmoniformes; Salmonidae
Product: zinc finger protein 239-like
Exons: 2
Source: RefSeq, a predicted model, not a curated record
GGCGAGGCUGUUUCAGUGAAAGAAGAGGAAGUCGCGUUCACAGUGAAAGAAAGGGGGGUGAGAAAGAGGAUGCCGUUUUUGACGUGAAGAAGGAAGGGGAUAUAACUGUCACAUUGAAAGAUGAAGAGGUGGAGAUAGGAGAUCUGAUUAACAUCAGAGAGAGACGUGACUAUUGUGGAUCCUCUGGGGAGCAUCAACAUCAUGAUGCUAACGUGGCAGAGAAGAGUCUCUCCAGAUCAUAUCACCUCAAGAAUCACCAGCAGAGACCCACAGGGAAUAAAUCUCAUUGCUUCUCAGACUGUGGGAAAGGUUGCAAAUCUUCAUCAGAACUUACAAUACACCAGAGAAUACACACCGGAGAGAAACCUUAUAACUGUGAUCAAUCUUGGAAGAGUUUUACUCAGUCAAGCUGCCUGAAAACUCACCAGAGAAAACACACAGGAGAGAAACCUUAUAGAUGUGAUCAAUGUGGGAAGAGUUUUACUCACUCAAGCUGCCUGAUAGUACAUCUGAGAGCACACAAAGGAGAGAAACCUUAUAGCUGUGAUCAAUGUGGGAAGAGUUUUACUCACUCAAGCUGCCUGACAGUACAUCUGAGAGCACACAAGGGAGAGAAACCUUAUAGCUGUGAUCAAUGUGGAAAGAGUUUUACUCACUCAAGCUGCCUGACAGUACAUCUGAGAGCACACACUGGAGUGAAACCUUAUAGCUGUGAUCGAUGUGGGAAGAAUUUUGUUCCAUCUAGCCAUCUGACUACACACCAGAGAACACACACAGGAGAGAAAUCUUACAACUGUAGUCAAUGCGGGAAGAGUUUUAUUCAGUCAAGUAGCCUGGUAUCACACCAGAGAACACACAAGGGAGAGAAACCUUACCACUGCUCUGACUGCGGAAAGAGUUGUUAGUUCAACAGAUUUAAAAUCACACCAGAAAAUACACACAGUAGAGAAAUCUUAUAACUGUACUCAAUGUGGGAAGAGUUUUAAUCACUCAAGCUGGCUGAUAGUACAUCUGAGAGCACACACAGGAGUGAAACCUUAUAGCUGUGAUCAAUGUGGGAAGAGUUUUGUUACAUCUAGCCAUCUGACUAUACACCAGAGAACACGCACAGGAGAGAAAUCUUACAGCUGUAG